GAUGGCUACCCGCAGAGCCAAAAAGCGAAAAUGGCAGGAGGCCGAGUUGGUCGCCGGCGUCUCACCACCGGCGAACGAUAAGCGCGAAGUCGGGGAAGGUCCCGACCUGAUCAGCGACCUCCACGUCGACGUUCUCCGGCGCAUAAUCUCGCUCCUCCCCACCAAGGACGGCGCCCGCACCCAGAUCCUCUCCACCCGGUGGCGCCCCCUCUUCCGCUCCGCCCCGCUCAACCUCGGCGUCGUUCUCCGCCACGAAGACGAGCCCGCCCCCUCCAGCCUCGUCUCCCGCAUUCUCGCCGACCACCAGGCGCCCUGCCGCCGGCUCUCCCUUACCUGGUACGGCUACAAAUCUGACUAUGUCUCCCCAUUACUGAACGGCUGGCUCCAGUCACCGGCAUUCAAAGGCCUCUCCGAGUUCGACCUGUGGCAAAACCGCAAGGAAAUCGGCAAGGAACUUUGGCUAGUGCCAAGGGAGGAGGUUCCGUAUGCGCUGCCGCCGUCCGUGCUCCGGUUUUUACCCGCCCUCCACAUCCUAAGCAUUAAGUGCACCGGCUACAUGAUCCACUUCCCCUCCGCGGCCACAUUGGCCGGCGAUCUACAUUUCCCCAAACUCAAGCAGCUCACACUUAAAGGUGUCAUCGUCUCGGAGGUCGUCCUCCACCGCGUUCUUGCUGGAUGCACUGCACUGGAGAGCUUGGUGCUUAGUGAAUUGGACGGUGUCCGUGGUGUUCGGAUCAACUCGUCCACCCUUAGGAGGCUAGGUGUGUGGUCUGGUUGGCCAAAUGAACCAGAUGAAUUGUUGCAACAAGUCAUUGUUGAGGAUGCCCCUCUCCUAGAAAAGUUGUUCCUGUCUGGACUAGAUGGUGACCUAUCAGUCCGUGUGCUUUGCGCACCCAAACUGGACUUCCUGGGUUCUUUGCCAGAAGCGUUCACCAAAGGCAAGCUUGAAACAAAUGUUCUUCAGGUAGCCAUGGCCUUUAAUUUUUGUGUUAUGCCUUGCAGAUUCUCGUGCUAACCAUUUGUGUGUAUUACUUAAUUUAGGGAAUUCUCGCUGUCAAUUUGAUGAAUGUGGUGCGAGCCGUUAAAGUGUUGGUUCUGCGCAUUUCCCCUCCAAGUGUCGAUGAUGCCAUUGACUUUGUGACAUUCUUUCCUUGCUUGGAGAAGUUAUAUGUCUUGUUAUAUCGGACUGGGGCAUCAAAAAGAGCACGACACAAUUUUCCACUUGGCUAUAUUGAAUGUUUGGAGCUCCAUCUCAAAAAAGUAGUGCUGAUAAACUAUCAAGGAACACCGAGAGAUGUUGAUUUUGCAAGGUUCUUUCUUUUGAAUGCAAAAGUGCUAGAACAUAUGGAGUUUGCAUCACGCACUGCAAUAAAUCGAAAGAAAUACAUUUCUGAAUGGAGAGCUGGCCAGCACAGAAAACUACAACUGGAUAACAGGGUUUCUCAAGGUGCUCAGUUUAAUAUUAGCUGUGACUCUUACUACGGAGACGAGAUACAUAUUGGGCACAUCCAUGAUCUGAGUGUUAGCGGUCCCUUUGAUAGAUCAUCGUGUCGAUGCCAUGACAUUGAUUUCCUUUGAGAUACUCUUGGCUCUCGCGUUCUCAUUUCACGGUUUGGGAAAUCAUUAGAUAAUAUUUGUAAUAUUUGAU
Messenger RNA from Triticum aestivum (bread wheat), 1648 nucleotides. Its product is annotated as F-box/LRR-repeat protein At4g14103-like. The transcript is spliced from 2 exons. Gene Ontology annotation, molecular function: protein binding. The coding region runs from base 2 to 1015 and encodes 337 amino acids. The record is from RefSeq and is a predicted model, not a curated record. NCBI's taxonomy places the organism in Eukaryota, Viridiplantae, Streptophyta, Magnoliopsida, Poales, Poaceae.